AUGUCCCACUCUGAUCAACAGUCCAAUAACACUCACCUAUUCCAAUCUCAAGAAAUAGGUGCCGUCCUGGUUUCGAACCUGCGCAAACAGGUUAUGAGCCCUGCCAAUGCAACCGACCUUAUUCCCAUUGAACUACUUGGUGUCCAAAACUAUGAUAUGUGGUAUCAUUACUUUAUGCAAGUAGUUGGUGAAGCCAGUCACAUUUGGUCAGAAUAUGUUGAAACUGGAGAUAUUCAAUCCGUUAGAAUUGAAUAUGGAUUACCUGAUAUUCAAAUCAAGUCUAUGAAAAUAAUCUUAGACACUAAUCUUGUUUCUCUUAUCAAAAAGAAUGUUUCUAAAGAUAUUGAGAAAAAGAUUAGAAACUCCUUCCUGAUGACUAAAAGAUCUGGUCCAACAGGAUUGUUACUUUUAGAGUACUUAAAAAAGAAGUAUGGUAGGAAAUGUGUUAAGUCCACCAUGCCUAUUUUUUCUGAAGUCAACUCCGCCUCCUCCAAACCUUUAGAUGAAAGAGGAGACUGGGCAAUAAAAUUUGUCAACACCAUGUUCAACUGUAGUGAUGAACUUGACAUCAAUAAUUUUUUCGACGAUCCUGCUAUUAAAUCUGCCGUUAGUGCUUAUCACGAGAAACUACAGGACGCCAUCGCUGCUCUGUUGUUGAUGGCUAUUACUCCAGAAUUAAAGCAAAAAUUUAAUGAUUUUUAUGGAUCGAGAACUACUAUUUCUUAUCAUGAAGUAGAAGAUAUGGUAGAGGAUCUGAAGACUACCAAACCUUCAAAUGUUUCUGCUAACGUAGCUGCUUUCUCGGUUCCUUAA
Molecule: messenger RNA, 813 nt
Organism: Vanderwaltozyma polyspora DSM 70294
Lineage: Eukaryota; Fungi; Ascomycota; Saccharomycetes; Saccharomycetales; Saccharomycetaceae
Product: Tkp5 protein
Exons: 1
Coding region: 1-813 (270 amino acids)
Source: RefSeq, a predicted model, not a curated record